CUUUGAAUAAGCCGGUUGUGUCGUUGGGUCGCUGCUUUGCUCGGUUUGGUGGCUCUUUCGCCUGGUUCGUUUGUUAUUGUUUGUGUGUGAAAGUAGCGGCGUGCAGCAGAAGCGAAUUGCAUAAAUUGGGAAGCUAAAGCAAAAGCCUUUAUACCUGGUGAUUUUCGAAUUUCUGGCAACGUACGGGGGUGCCAAAAUAAUUAUAUAUGUUUUCCCAACGGAUGACGCACAAAUGCGUUUUGGCCAUGUCAAUGUCCUUAUUUUCGAGAGGCACGCCCACGCCACGCGAGUGCAGAUACAGAUACGAAUCCAGCAGAUAAAGUUAUACACAUAAACGCAAUGGGAUUAGCCGAUUUCUAGCUGAGUUGAGUUAACGAAAAGAAAGAAAUUAAAAUCUAAUAAACUGCCAAUGUGUAACAUUCGGUGUAUAUAUUUCAAAAUUAAAGCAAUUUGUGUAAAAUAAACUAAGCAAAAUAAUAGAAAACUGUAUUAUGGCAUUGACCAUGAAUAUGGUGUUUCUUAAGGAUUUACGUUCGCGCCUCAAAGGAUAUCUGCACGGCGAAUACAUAAAGCAUCCCGUUCUGUACGAACUCAGUCACAAAUAUGGUUUCACAGAGAAUCUGCCCGAGAGCUGUAUGUCCAUACGGCUGGAGGAGAUUAAGGAGGCCAUUCGGCGCGAGAUUCGCAAAGAGCUGAAGAUCAAGGAGGGCGCCGAGAAGCUCCGCGAGGUGGCCAAGGAUCGUCGGUCCCUCAGCGAUGUGGCCGUUCUUGUCAAGAAGAGCAAAAGCAAACUGGCCGAGCUCAAGUCGGAGUUGCAGGAGCUCGAGAGCCAAAUCCUUCUGACAUCGGCCAACACCGCCGUGAAUAGCAACGGACAAGAGUCCAUUACUGCCUGCAUUGAUCCCAAUGGCGGUUUCUUGGUCAGCGGAGCGGUUGGCGGACUGGGCGGCGGAAGUACGGCUCUCGAGGGGGGCGGCCCGGCUUCCGCCAAUGACAAAGUGCUCGCCUCGCUGGAGAAGCAGCUGCAGAUCGAGAUGAAGGUGAAGACCGGGGCGGAAAACAUGAUCCAGUCGCUGGGCAUCGGGUGCGACAAGAAGCUGCUGGCGGAGGCCCAUCAGAUGCUGGCCGAUUCGAAGGCCAAGAUUGAGUUUUUGCGCCUGCGCAUCAUCAAGGUGAAACAGAAUCGCGAGCAGGCGGAUCGACUGAAGGCCUCGCGGCAGAUGAUCGACGAGCACGGUCAGACGAUCGGCGGGAACAACAGCAGCCAACCGCAGAGUUUGGAGACGACGCUGGAGGAGCGGAUCGAGGAACUGCGCCAUCGACUGCGGAUCGAAGCAGCCGUCGUCGAUGGAGCCAAGAAUGUCAUCCGCACGCUGCAAACGGCGAAUCGGGCACCAGACAAAAAGGCGCUGCAAGAGGCCCAUGGACGUUUGUCGGAAUCGUCGCGAAAACUAGAUCUCUUGCGUUACUCCUUGGAGCUGCGUCGCCAGGAGCUGCCCGUCGAUUCGCCCGCCGCUCAGGUAUUAAAAACGGAGCUGCAGAUCGUCCAGCAAUCGACAUCGCCAGCUCCAGUCACCUACACGUCACUGCAGACCGGACAGGGAGGUCUACUGGGUGGAAAGCCCUACCAGUCGGUGUCCUCGCUGGGACGCUGCGCCAGCGUCACCGGAAAACUGGAGGUUCGUCUACUAGGCUGCCAAGAUCUACUGGAAGAUGUGCCCGGCAGAUCACGAAGGGACAAGGACAACAACUCCAGCCCCGGGGACUUGAGGAGCUUCGUCAAGGGCGUCACCUCGCGCAGCAGUUCAAAGAGCUAUUCGGUGAAGGAUGAGACCUCCAUCGAGAUCAUGGCGGCCAUUAAGCUGGACAACAUCACCGUGGGCCAGACAUCGUGGAAGCCAUGCUCGCAGCAGGCCUGGGAUCAGCGCUUCUCCAUCGAUCUAGACCGCUCGCGUGAGCUGGAAAUUGGAGUGUACUGGCGCGACUGGCGAUCUUUGUGUGCGGUGAAGGUGCUGCGUCUGGAGGAGUUCAUCGACGAUGUGCGUCAUGGCAUGGCCCUGCAGCUGGAGCCGCAGGGUCUGCUCUUUGCGGAGGUCAAGUUCUUGAACCCCAUGAUUUCGCAGAAGCCAAAGCUGCGGCGCCAGCGCAUGAUCUUCAACAGGCAGCAGGCGAAGAACAUAUCGCGGGCCAAGCAGAUGAACAUCAAUGUGGCCACCUGGGGUCGUCUGCUCAAGCGAAAUGCUCCGAAUCAUGUGCACAUGGGAUCGGUCGGAUCGGGAUCAUCGAUAACCGGUGCCUCUCCAAUGGUGGUCAGUGGUUCCCGGGACUCGGAGUCGCCGAUUUCGAGGACUCCCUCUUCGGAUGCACUCGUCGAACCGGAACCAUAUACGCCAGGAGAACAGGCCCAGAACCUGGAGUUCGAUCCCGAUGCGGGCAUGCACGAACAUGUGGAGACACCGGGUGAAUAUCCCGAUCCAGCAGCCACUGGUCUGAGUGGAAUGCGUCCCCUUUCCAUGCAUAUGCAGGGCAUCAGUGUCCUGCCCCCAGAUUCGCCACCCGUGGCCACCGGAGCAGCUGGAAGGCCCAACACGCUCAGCUUACAGAUGCCGGGAGCCGGUAAAGGACAGGUGAUCCAAGGCGGUCGCACUGCAGCACCCACAACGGCGCCACCGCCACCACCCGUUCUCAAGUCCUCAUCCACCACGCCGAUCCUGGAUCAGGAGCUGCAGGAUGCCCUGCACGAAUUCGAUUUCCUGUCGGACCUGGACUCGCGUCCCACCACGCUGCGUCGCCUGCUGAAGGAGCAGCACAUGUCGCUGGAUCCGGGUGCGCUGCAGAAUCUGCUGCUGCAACAGCAGCAGACCGAGCAGCAGGCGCUGCAGCAGCGCCAGCGCCAGGAGCAGCUGCGUCUGCAGCAGUUCCAGGAGGCGCAGCGCCAGGCGAUCCUGGAUCUGUGCGAGAAACAGAGAGAGCCAGAGGAACAGCAGCCGCCGCUCCCCAGCUUUGCCCAUCCAACAGCGCCGCCGCCGUUGCCACCGCUUGCCAGCAAUCAGAUCAUGCCAAUCCAAUGCCAAAGCCAAAGCCCAAGCCCAAACCACAACCAAUUUCAGUUGCAGCAGCAGCAGCAGCAGCAGCAGUAUCCACAUCCCGCCCAGAAACCGACGAAUCCCGAGCCACCGUCCGCUGUGGAACAGCAGCUGCACCGUCCGGUCCUGAUCCUGCCGCCUGUGGUGCUGCUGGGCGGCCGGGAGGAGGACCGAUCGGUGCCACCGUCGCCACUGGUCGAGUAUCCCGAGGACGAUGACGAGUACCUGUACCGGGGCAGCAACGAUAACCUGGGCAGCCGGCUGCACUCCAGCCACAGCUCCAGUGCUGGCGAUCGUUUCUGUGUGGAGGCCCGUAUUAGUCUUGUACAUAUUACCCUCGAACCGAUCAAUGCCAGCCGGACGACCAGUUGCCUGAUCGAGGAGGUGGCCGAGCCGGAUUCACAGCCGGAGAUAAAGCCGGUGGCCGAAGUGCAGUCUGGCAAAAAUGUAUCCGAAGCUUGUGUCGAAAGUAUUCUCCUCGAGACGGUUGAAAAGUUAGAAACAGAAGACCCAGUCCAGCAGGUUAUACCACAAAUGGGCAAGCUAUACGUGGGCAGCGGCCAGCAGCAGCAGUAUGGGCAGCAGUCUUCGCCCAUCAUCCAGGAGCCACCCACUCCGACCAUCUACGGAAAUAGCUCGGCCGCCGGUGCUCCGCAAUUCCCGCAAUUCCCGCAGCCCGCUCAAAGGCAGGAGAAGCAGCCAGCGCAGCAGCAGCAGCAGCCCAUCUAUGCCAACCAGUAUGAGCUGAAUGUGGCCAAGGCGGCGGCAGCGGCUUCAGUUUACUCACCCAGCUCCUCCACCAACAGCAACUCCAAUCAGCAACAGCAGCACCAGCAGCAGCAGCAACGUGGCAGAAAUGUGGCCCGUGGCCUGCAGUAUCGAGAGUCCGGAGGACUGGAGUCCGGCAGAGCUGGAAAGCAGCCUCCAAAUGCCGGAAUGCUGUCGAUGGACAACUUCCGUUUGCUGAGCGUCCUGGGUCGCGGACACUUUGGCAAGGUGAUCCUGUCGCAAUUGCGGAGCAACAACCAGUACUACGCCAUCAAGGCGCUGAAAAAGGGCGACAUCAUUGCCCGCGACGAGGUGGAGUCGUUGCUCAGCGAGAAGCGCAUCUUCGAGGUGGCCAACGCCAUGCGCCAUCCCUUCUUAGUCAACUUGUAUUCGUGCUUCCAAACUGAGCAACACGUAUGCUUUGUGAUGGAGUACGCCGCCGGCGGAGAUUUGAUGAUGCACAUCCACACGGACGUGUUCCUCGAGCCGAGAGCCGUUUUCUAUGCCGCCUGUGUGGUACUGGGUCUGCAGUAUCUGCACGAGAACAAGAUCAUCUACCGCGACCUCAAGCUGGACAACCUGCUGUUGGACACAGAUGGCUAUGUGAAGAUCGCGGACUUUGGCCUGUGCAAGGAGGGCAUGGGUUUCGGCGACCGCACGGGCACUUUCUGUGGCACGCCCGAGUUCCUGGCACCCGAAGUGCUCACGGAAACUUCGUAUACACGAGCUGUGGACUGGUGGGGUCUGGGUGUGUUGAUUUUCGAGAUGUUGGUCGGAGAGUCCCCAUUCCCUGGCGACGAUGAGGAAGAAGUUUUCGAUUCAAUUGUCAACGAUGAGGUGCGCUAUCCGCGUUUCCUUUCACUCGAGGCCAUAGCCGUGAUGCGUAGGCUACUGCGCAAGAAUCCAGAGAGACGUCUGGGAUCCUCGGAACGCGACGCGGAGGAUGUUAAGAAGCAGGCAUUCUUCCGGUCGAUUGUGUGGGAUGAUCUGCUCCUGCGAAAGGUCAAACCACCAUUCGUGCCCACCAUUAACCACCUGGAGGAUGUCUCCAACUUUGACGAGGAGUUCACGUCGGAGAAGGCGCAGCUAACGCCGCCAAAGGAGCCACGCCACCUGUCCGAGGACGAGCAGGUGCUCUUCCAGGACUUUUCAUACACGGCGGAAUGGUGUUAGGCACUUGUGGUUAGUUCAAGGGAUCACCAAUGGGCCUAGCCCGAUCGUUAUAGCCUUUGCCUUUUGCUUUUACUUGUGUGCGACGUUGGUUUCGAGUAAUUCUACUUGGUUAAGUCGAUGUGAGUUCAAUAUUUAUAGUAGAAGGCAUCAUGAUGAUGCAGAUACAGGACAUAUAUAUUUAUAAUCUAUACCUAUAUAGAGAAUAGAUCUAUUAAUGAGAGUACUUUUGAGUGUUGCUCACUGGCCGAAAGACCAAUAUAAACCAAAUUACCUAGUUGUCCACUUUGUGGCAAAGCAAGCGAGCGCAUUUGUCAAUCAUCAAUCCAGCCAAAUUCAAGUCCCACAUUAUCGUAACAUUGUACAGCAAACAGAGCCGUUUCCUUUUCCUAAUACGCGAACGCAUUGAAUAGUCUGACAAACCCUAGGAAAGCCUUAAAAGCAAAGUUGUAGUUUUGGACAGUUUUUUGUAAGACCGGAUCUAAAUAUUUUGUAUAGAUCAGAAGCAUGUUUACACCCCAAAGCAAUCAUUGCAACAUAUUUUCAUAAUCGACAUACAAGAACAAAUGAUAUAUUUUAUACAUAUAUUGCAUGCACAUCCCAGGAAUAGUCUUGCUAAACGAGCUCAUCUACUAUACCACAUAUACAUCUAGUAAAGUGAGAGAAAAUUAAAAUAUUUACAGUUUUAACAUGUAAGAUCUGUAAAUUGCCUUGCGGAUUUUAUCAACUCCCCAGCCCAUUGCCCGAGUUGUGUUAUAAUUUUAACAUAUUUUUUACGUCACAUACACACACGCAAACAUUUGUUAUUUAUUAUUAUUAUACCUAUUAUACGAGAAACUGUAUUGCUUUGAGCAUUUUUAUUCGACGUUAGAUUGAUUGAUUGUAAAUGAUUUGUUUUGUAUGCGCGGUACGCUUUAAACCAGAUACAGAUGCGAGGAUCGAAAACAAAAUACCGCUUAACGGGUUUAGUUUUGAGAUUCGAAGCUCCGGUUGGCUGACGGCAUACAAUCGGAUUGUUGUAAUCUUAAUGCUAAUCUAUGCUAUUUUUAAUGUAAUUUUUUAGUUUUAUUUAAGCUUGUAAUAAUCGAUUAUUGAAACUUACUUUAAGCUAUCAUUAUGUGAAGAUAAUUAUUGAUAAUUACGAUUAUGAUAACGAUUGUGCACCCCUCAUGCGAAUCGACACGAGUAUAAACCAUACAGAUCUUCUGUUGUCAUUUUAUUAUGAUUAUGCCCACAACUUGGGGUUAUUAUUGUCGAUUUAAUUUUAAAUCUGUCAACUUGGAUUGGUCCGUGUCCAGUCACUUUGUUUAGCUUCAAGUUGUGACCGUAAUUUAUAUUUAUAUGAUUUUGAAUAAAUGUAUCUAUCACUAUUA
This is a messenger RNA of Drosophila gunungcola (fruit fly), 6397 nucleotides long. It is a transcript of the gene Pkn, whose product is annotated as serine/threonine-protein kinase N. Gene Ontology annotation, biological process: signal transduction; protein phosphorylation. The coding region runs from base 492 to 5027 and encodes 1511 amino acids. The record is from RefSeq and is a predicted model, not a curated record. Lineage: Eukaryota; Metazoa; Arthropoda; Insecta; Diptera; Drosophilidae. Gene Ontology annotation, molecular function: ATP binding; small GTPase binding; protein serine/threonine kinase activity. The transcript is spliced from 12 exons.